GAUCACUUUCAAUAGGGCUUACUACGACAGGUGAUGUGCAUAGGGUAAUGGUUUCCGGACAACAAGUUGGAAGACAGAGUGCGGAAGAGAGAGUGAGAGGGAGAGAGGAUAGCCCAAUUCACUUGCUAAGCUGUCAACAAAAACCAUCGAGAAGAAGGGUAAAUAGUCACGGCUUGACAUGACUGAACGUCAUCAAAACUCAAACAAUAAGACGAGUAGGAUGAGGAGUUUGGUUUGUUAGUUCGACGUCGCGUCGAUGUUGUCGCUUUACUUCAAAGCCGACCCACACUCGGUGAUCGAGUUUGAUCCGAAAGCAUAACAUCCACCCUUCUUCGUUUCCCGUCUCAUUUUCCGUCAGGCUUUCGCCAUCCAUGGCCGACAUUUCCUAAGCUCCGAUGAGAAGUAACUCAGACUUGAGUUCUCGCUUCCAGAAUUAAAACUCGACUGUUUAUAUUCCGUUUUUCUCUGGACGUUAACCUUUUUCAGCAGGACACCGGGUCAUAACUUCCCUCCUCACCACAAAAAAAAUCGAAGACAUCCCUACUCAGCCCUGGCCCUGUACCGCGGACAAGGUGUUUGAACACAAGACUCUACCGCACACUCACAAUCUUCUUUCUGUUCAAAGAAGAAACAGAAAAAGAAGGACAAAAAUCGAUUCCAAACCUUUCGCAAAGAAAAGGACCCGCUAAAGUGCUACCCUUACAGUUGUAAGUUUCUUUUCUCCCAUCCUCGAUCUAUAACUGUUGUUACGUACAGCUGAUUUAAGAAAAACGCCUGCGAGUUUCAGCUCCUUGGCACAGAGGCGACGCCAUUGCUUCUUCAUAGUAAACACUUGGGGAGCUUCGAACCACAAUCUGUCAGAAACAUUUGAGCAGAGCCAUCGUGAUCAGCCGAACCUACGCUGGAGUUAAUACCUCCAUUCCGCUACUCGGGAGGAGGCAACCCAGAGCGUUAUCCAAUGAUGAAUAUGAAGGAGCAUGUUGGCAUGCAUCCUCCCCCGCUUGGGCCGGGAGGACCCAAGUACUCACCGCUUCAUCGCCACCAUGACCGGGGACUCGAGAUGACAAGACGACAUUGCAUGAACGGACCAGGUAACUUCUUUGGUCCUCUUGAUGACAGUGGGUUUCUUGCCCGAGCUGAAGCUCUAGCUGCUGUCGAUGUCAUGUCCUCUAUGGUGAAGACUAGUCAACCUCAUAUGACCAUCAAGAACGACACCAACUACUCUCAUCAUCACGCCGUCAACAGCGGUAUGCAUCCAGCACACUUCGCCCCGACAUCAUCUCCAGUAUCACGUGGUCUCCCUCAUCAUCACAGCAUGGAUCAUGGUGAGUUCCUUGACAUCUCAGCAGCAGCUAGCCUUCCCGGAAGUGGUCCUGGACCAGGAUUGUCCGAUGUCCAGAGCGCAGCAGCAGCAGCGGCGGCGGCAGCGGCCGUGUCGCAUCAAUCAUCCUUCACGCCACUACCAGGUACCGGUGGUCAUUUCAACCCGAUGAAUACGAUGAUGCCGCAUGGUAUGGGCAUGCACGACAUCGACACUGAUCCUCGAGAGUUGGAAGCAUUCGCAGAGCGGUUCAAACAACGCAGGAUAAAGCUCGGCGUCACCCAAGCCGACGUCGGUAAAGCUCUGGCAAACCUGAAGCUUCCUGGCGUAGGAUCACUCAGUCAGAGUACUAUCUGUAGGUUUGAGAGUCUUACACUCAGUCACAACAACAUGAUUGCUCUUAAACCCAUCCUAGCGGCAUGGCUGGAUGAGGCGGAGGCUGCUGCAAGAGAUAAUCGAAAUUCACCUGGUAUCCUUGACAACGGAGACAAAAAACGAAAGCGAACGAGCAUCGCUGCUCCUGAGAAACGUUCCCUUGAAGCAUACUUUACCGUCCAACCAAGACCAUCAAGUGAGAAAAUAGCAGCCAUUGCUGAGAAACUGGACUUGAAAAAGAACGUGGUACGCGUUUGGUUCUGUAACCAACGCCAGAAGCAAAAGAGAAUGAAAUACUCGGCGCAACCGAGGUGAGAGUCCUCCCAAGCUCUCAAAAUCAAACUGAAAAGUGGAAGAAAUAUAGGACUUCCUAAGAGACCUGUGAUUACAAUAUUUUCCAAUUUGCCACAUGACUUUUGUGAAUUAUUCUAGCUGCCAAUUCGAGGGUAAACACUGGUAGCCAUUGUCCUGUUUCCCAUCUCUCUCUCUCUCUCUCUCUCUCUCUCUCAUGAGCCGACCUGGGAUGGACGAUAUAAAAAGAAGUGAACAAAAAGCUAGCCAAUCAAUAGCGAUUAUCGUAUUUCUUCAUCGAGUGGUGACAGGCGAAGCAGGGAAAGCAGCUAUUCCUUUGCCUUACAUGUUGUAUAGUCAUGUAUAGAAAUGUAGACAAACCUUGUAUUG
Strongylocentrotus purpuratus (purple sea urchin) is the source of this 2377-nucleotide messenger RNA. RefSeq names its product POU domain, class 4, transcription factor 3. Gene Ontology annotation, biological process: regulation of transcription by RNA polymerase II. The record is from RefSeq and is a predicted model, not a curated record. Bases 959 to 2011 code for a protein of 350 amino acids. Lineage: Eukaryota; Metazoa; Echinodermata; Echinoidea; Camarodonta; Strongylocentrotidae. The transcript has 2 exons. Gene Ontology annotation, molecular function: DNA-binding transcription factor activity, RNA polymerase II-specific; RNA polymerase II cis-regulatory region sequence-specific DNA binding.